AUGGUCCUCUCACGCGUCGCUCUGGCCAACUUGGCCCUCUUGCUCACCUCUGCUGCUCACGCCCAUAUCGUGAUGAUCAGCCCUGUCCCCUUUGCCAACAUCGCUCAAACCCCCAACGCCCCUCUCAAUCCGAAGGGACCAUCUAACUUUCCCUGCAAGGGCGCCACCAUACCACAAGCGGGUGGGCUCACGGACGUUGUUGCUGGCUCUACGAUUCCCGUCUCCUUUGAUGGAAGUGCUCUGCAUGGGGGUGGAUCGUGUCAGUUCGCCGUGAACUACGACUCCACUCCGUCAAAAAACCCAGCCGAUUGGAAGGUCAUCCACACCAUCCUCGGAGGCUGUCCCGGCGAUGCAGUCGGUAAUAUCAACGAGACUACCCCGAUCAACGAGGUUAAGGCUCCGGGUGGGACGCAGUGUGGCAACGACUCCGGAAAAGAGUGUCUGCGUACAUUCCAGGUGCCCAUCCCAGCCGAACUCCCGAACGGUCAGGCGACUUUCGCCUGGACAUGGUUCAACAAGAUCGGCAACCGCGAAAUGUACAUGGACUGCGCACCCAUCACCAUCACCGGCGGCGCCGACGAUAAGUCCUACACCGACAGUCUUCCCCAGAUCUACGUCGCCAAUGCCGCCGGCGUUGGCACAUGCCCAGACACCGGGCUCGCCACCGAGGGCUUCGACCUCAACAUCCCCGAAGGGCACCGUGGCACCUCCGUCGUCAUGGACCCAGCCGUCAAACUGACUCCCGAACUCACCGGCGGCUGCGGCUUCCAGGGUGGUGCCCAGGGCGGCGCCCCGUCCACACCUGACUCCGCACCUAUCCCUACUCCUCCGUCCGCUGACACUGAUACUCCCGUCGACGCCCCCGUCGACACGCCCGCACCUGCACCCGCGGACCCGGCGCCUGCUCCUGCUCCUGCUCCUGCUCCGGCGCCUUCCCAAGAUGCUGGCGCGGGUACUGGCUCGUGCGCUGGCGUGCCAGACGGGCAAGUGGCGUGUUUCGGACCGUCGCAGUUUGCAAUCUGUCUAGGGGGCACGGGCACGGCGCAGAAUGUGGCUGCAGGCACGACGUGCUCGAACGGUGCCAUUGUCCGGAAGCGCGCGAUUGGGCAUCCGCAUGCGCGGCGUUUUCAUGCAUGA
Pseudovirgaria hyperparasitica is the source of this 1137-nucleotide messenger RNA. RefSeq lists its product as uncharacterized. The transcript is spliced from 2 exons. The record is from RefSeq and is a predicted model, not a curated record. NCBI's taxonomy places the organism in Eukaryota, Fungi, Ascomycota, Dothideomycetes, Acrospermales, Acrospermaceae. Bases 1 to 1137 code for a protein of 378 amino acids.